GGGAAGGAGGGAGGGACCAGGCAGGAGGCCUGGCUAGGCAAAAGGGAACUGAGCUACAGAAGGAGGAAGCGGCCUAGGCAGAAAAGGGCCUCAUGAGCCGGGCCUGAGCGAGUUCCUAGCACGACCUUAAUUAUUUAGGGAAGAAGGUAUAUCCAGGUUGGGACAGGAAUAGGAUAUGUUGCCAAUGGGUGAAGCAGCCUUAUCACUGAACAACGUUGGAGAGACCUUGGAGGAUGAAGAUGACAUGACAUGUGGAGACUUAGGAAAUGGACUUGUUAAAAGACAUUGUGGUCUAUACGAACCUGAAGGCUUCAGUGCACAUGCAAUUAAGCCUAGAAGAUGUUCAGCAGGGAAAAGUGUCAGCCCGUUAAUGUUGGUUAAGAAAGAAGACUCUGAUGUUCAAGUUCUUCGUUGUUCAAGGUGUAACAGUUUGAGUGACAUGCCUGUCAAGAAAUGUGGAAUGAAUGAAUUUCGAACCUACAGUCGACAAAACAGUUCUGAGUCUAAUUCCGAAGCAUCAAAUGAAGAAUUAAAGCAGCAGCUUCAAGAAGUUGUGGAGGAAGUAGAAAUUUUAAGAGUUGAGUUGGAAGCAUCUCAAAGACAACUUGAAGGCAAAGAGCAAGCCUUAAAACUUCUGCAGAGCAUGGCCGUGUUGGAUAAAGCCACUAGUCAUACUAAAGCAAUUUUCAAAAAAACAGAAGAGCAAAAGAAAGCUUUAGAAAAGGAAAUAAAUGUUCUACAGUGGGAAAUGAAAAUUAACCAGGAGAAAUUUAAAAAUAUCGAGGAGGCUUGGGCAGAAAAAUAUGACAGCAUAUAUUGUGAAAAUGCGGCACUUAAAGAAACACUUAAAUUGAAAACAGAAGAAAUUAAAUCACUGAAGUCUGAAAAAGAAAUUUUGGAUCAACAACAUUUGGAGAUUCUUGCAAUGCUUGAUGUUAAGCAACAGAAGAUUGUUCAGGAGAAUCUGUCCCUUAGCAAGAGUGGUCUUACAGAGAUUACAGGACUUGAAAUGGCAGUACUUGGAGCCUGCACUUGUAAUGGUCCUGAGGGAGAGCCAUGUUCAUGUGCUAAGAUGUCAGCUGCAACCCGAAAAAAACUUCUUCAACUUAACAAAGAGUUUGAACUUCUGAAGAAGAGCAAAGAAGAGGCUUAUAUAAUGGCAGAUGCUUUCCGAAUUGCGUUUGAGCAGCAGCUGAUGCGGAGGAAGGAUCAGGCUCUGAGGCUUGCACAGAUGAGUAAGAGCUGCAGAAAAGAAACGAAAUCAUUAAACUGGAAACACAUCAAGGAGGAUGGUGCUUUCAGAUCUCAAGGAAUUAAGAAAAGCUUGGGAGAAAGGUUGAAGGGCAUGCUUAUAUCAGGCACCGACAGUAAGAAACUGGAAGAACUGGACAAUCCCCAUGAGAUCAUCAGAAUGUUAAUAGACUUGUUGAAUGACAAAGAAGAAAUUUUGGCCCAUCAAAGGAAAGUUAGCUAUAUGCUGGCUCGUACAUUGGAAAAGAAAGAAAAUGGUUCACAGAAUAAAGCAAAGAAACUUUCAGAAGAGCUUCCUCUUCGAAGCAGUCAAUGUGGAAACGAUUCAAAGCCCCAAGAGGUGGCUAUUCCUUUGUGUUCCUGUUGCCAAACAUAUACUGUUGAAGAUGGCUCUUGUUCUGUUUCUAACACGUGUUCCAGCAGAACUCUAGAUUGUAUGUCUACGAAUUCACAUUCCACAACAUCUGAAGAAAACGAUAAUUUAGAAGAAUGCAAUACAAACUGAAGUUAUGCAGUCAAUGCAAAUUGAAGUUAUGGGCUCUUCUGUAGGGAGGUGUGGAGCUUGAAGGGAAAAUGGCAAAUCAAC
This is a messenger RNA of Anolis sagrei ordinatus, 1837 nucleotides long. It is a transcript of the gene CCDC125, whose product is annotated as coiled-coil domain containing 125. Gene Ontology annotation, cellular component: cytoplasm. Gene Ontology annotation, biological process: negative regulation of cell motility; negative regulation of Rho protein signal transduction. Lineage: Eukaryota; Metazoa; Chordata; Lepidosauria; Squamata; Anolidae. The record is from RefSeq and is a predicted model, not a curated record.